Molecule: messenger RNA, 1875 nt
Organism: Orycteropus afer afer
Lineage: Eukaryota; Metazoa; Chordata; Mammalia; Tubulidentata; Orycteropodidae
Source: RefSeq, a predicted model, not a curated record
AUGCACCCCGAGGUCUGGGAACCAGCGGCAGGCCGGGGAGCGGAGCAGAACUGCGCCGUGGAACCCGGCGGGGAGGCGUCUGCGGGGGACCACGAGAGCGCAGGCCAAGGGAGCCCCAAGGAAGAAACCAUCGAGCCCAAGGAAACAUGUGUGAGUCCUGCUGACACAUCCUCCCAAAGUGAGCAGAAACGAGCUGGUGAUGGCAGGUCACACAGUUGCUCAGCCCACCCACGAGAUGACAAGGAUGACCACAGCCCCAGAAUGACUAAAAGUGUCUUACAAAAACUCUGCAAGCAACAUAAGCUUUACAUUACCCCUGCCCUGAAUGACACGCUGUAUUUACACUUCAAAGGCUUUGACCGCAUCGAGAACUUGGAAGAAUACACGGGACUGCGCUGUCUGUGGCUGGAGUGCAACGGGAUCCAGAAAAUCGAGAACCUGGCUGCCCAGACUGAGUUGCGGUGCCUCUUCCUGCAAGUGAACUUGAUUCACAAAAUCGAAAACCUAGAGCCGCUGCAGAAACUGGAUGCUCUUAACCUCAGCAACAAUUACAUCAAGACUAUUGAAAACCUCGCCUGCCUUCCAGUCCUGAACACACUACAGAUAGCGCACAACUGUCUGGAGAGCGUGGAAGACAUUGAGCAUCUGAAGGCCUGCAUGAAACUCUGCGUCCUUGACCUCUCCCACAAUAAGCUGAGCGACCCAAAGAUCCUGAGCGUGCUGGAGAGUGUGCCCGACUUGCGUGUACUGAGCUUGACGGGGAACCCAGUUAUUAAGCACAUUCCUAAUUAUCGGAGGACAGUAACUGUUCAACUAAAACACUUAACAUACCUGGAUGACAGACCUGUUUUUCCCAAGGACAGAGCCUGUGCAGAGGCCUGGGCGCGAGGAGGGUACGCAGCUGAGAAAGAGGAGAGACAGCUGUGGGAGAGCAGAGAGCAGAAGAGGAUUGCGGACAGCAUCGAAGCCUUGGCGCGGAUCAAGCAGCGGGCUGCGGAGCGCAGACGGCAGAGAGAAGCCCAAGAGAAAGGGGAGACCCUGCUGCCAAAUGACAACAAGGAAGUGGGUGCAGAGGAGGAAGGAAAGAAAGUGCUUCCUGCAGACCAAGAAAUGCAGCAGAAAAUGGAGACGUUCAUUAAGGAGAGCUUCGAGGCGAAGGACGAGCUCUUCCCAGAAGAGUCCAGUGGAAAGAGAUGGCCACAUGCAGAGGAAGGCGGGGAGUUGGACAGUGCAGAUCUAGAGCAGGGGGACUCCCUUGACAGGGUCUACCAAGCUCCCUGGGGCCUGCCAACUGAAGACACGACUCCCCACGUGAUGGCUGCUGAACGGGUAUUUGGUUCAGAACUUGAGAGAGCCGAGGAUAUAGAAACCGUGGAACUGGAGGCCAAGGACAAGCUCUGCAUUGAUGACCUACCAGACCUGGAGGAUGUCGAUGCCUGUGAACUUCUCGGCGACGAGGACAAGAACACAUGCUUCCCAAAGAUUGAAACACUUCCCAGCUUGAGCGACAACAGUGACCCAGAAGGAGACUGUGCGACACUCCCGGUGUUGGAAAGCGCACCUGCAGACACCCUCUCAAAUAUAUUCGCAACUCCUAGAGACACCCUCAAGAAGCAUGAGAUCCCCUUCAUGGACAUAUUUAAACUAGAAGCAGAGAGGGACUCGGAUGUCCAAAGUAAGGACACGGAGUCCUCCCGACCACUGAUCCAGGAACUCAGUGACAUGCCUGUAGACCAGCUGCCACCGGCUUUGAUCUACGAGACAGAUGCCAGGCCAGGCCUUGCCAGUGCUGGGGACAGCACCAUGUCUCCAGCCUCUCCACCAGGUAACGCUACCCUGCUCAAGGUGAUAGUGGAUGGCUCUGUGCAGAGAUGA